Debaryomyces hansenii CBS767 is the source of this 10299-nucleotide messenger RNA. RefSeq lists its product as uncharacterized. Gene Ontology annotation, biological process: establishment of mitochondrion localization; microtubule cytoskeleton organization; maintenance of protein location in cell cortex. Bases 1 to 10299 code for a protein of 3432 amino acids. The record is from RefSeq and is a predicted model, not a curated record. Gene Ontology annotation, molecular function: phospholipid binding; tubulin binding. Gene Ontology annotation, cellular component: cellular bud tip; mitochondrion; cell cortex. The transcript has a single exon. NCBI's taxonomy places the organism in Eukaryota, Fungi, Ascomycota, Pichiomycetes, Serinales, Debaryomycetaceae.
AUGUCUCUGAAACAAAAACCGCCUUCUUCAAAGGAGGACCUUCGGGGACAGUUUUCAGAUAUUCAGAAAAGGUUAUUUAGCAAAUCUAGCCAAAAUAAAACCGAACUGAAUAAGACUAAUGAAAAGCAACCCCCAAAUCUACCAUUAUUGAGUGACCAGUCGAAUCUCACUCAUCAGGCUUCUAAUAAGAGUUUGAAUCCUUCAGGAUCGUUAGGUUCGUCGGUACCACAUCCGACACCGGCGUUAGGACCUGAAACAAAGGGUAAUGACAUGAAUUUCGUGGUGGGACUUAGUGAAAAUUUACUUGGUGAAUGCCGUAGGUUGACGGCGGAAAACCAGAAAUAUAAGGCUAAAUUGAAGACUACGAUGUUAGAAAUUCAAGCUUACAAGGAUCAAAACUCAUCAUUGCAGAAUUCCCGGGAUUUUCAGAUCAACAACGAAAGUGACUUGAAGGACAAAAAUUGGGAAUUGGAAUCGAAUUUAUUGAGUUUAAACGACAAGAUCACAAGUUUAAGUGGGACCAAAGAAAAGUUAUUGAAACUGAACCAGGAACAAUUAGCAAAAUUGAGCCACAUUCAAAAUCAGAAUGACGAUUUACAAUUGAAAAAUGCCUCUCUAUCCAAAGAUUACGAUAAGUUGAAAACAACAUACAAGAAAGAAAUCUUGGAGUUAUCAGACAGAAUUGACGAAUUGAAUGAUGAAAAUGAUCAAUUGCAUAUAAAAUUAUCUGGAGUAGAUAAGUCAAAUACAAGCCAGAUGGAGACAAUGGAUCGUUCAGAACUUAAAGAUGCGGUAAUCCAUAAUGAAAGUUUAGAUUCAGAGAUGGAUUCUUUAGAUAUCAAUAGCUUAUUAAAGGAAUCACAACCUGAAAUACCACCUGUAUCUGACCCAAGUAAUCCUGCAUUGGAAUUAGAAACAUUGAGAGCAACAUUAAACCAUUCGAAUAGAACCAUAGCCAAAUUGAGGGCUUCAUUACUAAGAUAUAGAUUCGAUAAGGAUGACAAUGAGAUACAAACCCCGAUAAAACUGAGAGUUAAUAAAAAGAGAGGCACUAAGAAUGAGUAUAAUGAGUCUAAACGUAACUCUAUCGCAUUGUCUCCUUCAAAGAGGAACUCCAAGUUAAUUAUAUUAGACGAUGAGUCUAACAAUAGUCAAUAUCCUAAUGACGGCGGUAAGUGGGAAGAUUUCCUUGACGAUAAUAUAACAGCAGGUAGGUCACCUACUCGGGUCUUAAAUCCUAAUACAACGGACCAUGGUAACACUACUAUUGACUCUGCUGAUGAGUCUUUCAAGAAUAUUAAUACUGAUAUAAAAUCAAGAGAUAACGAUGCUCCAUAUCUUACUGAUUCUUCUGAUUCUGAUGAAGACGUGUCACCAUCUCAAGGACAAAAAGAAAGCUUGUCCAAAGAAUUGAUGAACACUAGCUUUACAAGGAAGCAAUUAGACGAUUACGCUAAUGAGAAUAAUUUGAUUUUGUUACUGUAUGAUAAAUAUGAGGGACUUAUGAAGAACGAAGCUCAAUCUGUUUCAAAGGACGAUUUCAUUAAAAUUGCUCAAGAUAGAGGGUUUAUGAUAAUGAGUAAGGAGGAACAUUCUAGACUUUUGAACGAAGAUGAGAUGAAAAAGAGAUUGGAAUCAAGAGGAUUGGUUACCUUGCCUGUUGAUGAACAUGAAAACUUGGUGCACACUAAUGAUUCAUAUAAUAAGCCAGAUAUGGAAUACCUUUCUUCAAAGGCAGCCGAGUCUGGAUACGAAAUAAUUGAAAAAGAAGAUCUUCAGCGAUUGAAUAAGAAGGUCGUUAAUUAUAAUAAACCCUCGCAGAAUUAUUUGAUUUCAAAAUGUAAGGAUUAUAACUUACAUGCUCUACUGAAUGAUGCAUACGAGAACUAUCAAAAAUUAACAGUUGAAUUGGAAAAACCAACUAAAGCGUAUAUUACUAAUAAAGCAAACGAAUUAGGAUUGAUAGUAUCGCCUUCUAAGUUUUAUGACGAUUUGGUAAACUUGGCGCAAAAUCCGUCCGUUGAUCACAUCAAGUCAAAGGCGAAAGAAAAUAAAUUGAAUGUUUUGAGCAAUGAAGAACAUGCUAAACUUAUCAGUCCUUCGAUUGAAACUUUAACUUCAAUGGCCAAGGAAUAUGGAUUUGUCUUAUGUUCCGACAAGGAUUAUGCUGAAUUAAACGUUUUAGCUCAUAAUCCGACAUUUGACCAUUUAACUUCAAAAUCAGCCGAUUUGAAUUACAAAUUAAUUGCUGAGGACGAAUAUUAUAGAUCACUACAAUUAAUUAAUUCUCCACCGGUAGAUCAUAUUAAACGAGUAAUAGAAAAAGACUAUAGGGUUAUAAAAAAUUCAGAAUAUCUGACAUUAGAUAAAUUGGCUAACAGUCCUAGUUUGAGCCACGUUAAAUCAAAGGUUGAAGAACAUGGAUUGAUUACUUUAACAAAAGAAGAAUAUACUGAUCUAUUCAAAGCAGCUCACGAGCCUUCUAUAGCCCAUAUAAGAAAUAAAGCUGAAGUAUUUGGUAAUAUUCUUGUUGAAAAAGAGCAAUACAACAUGUUGAUAGAAGAGAAGAAUGCUCCAUCUUUAGAAUAUAUGGAGCAGAAAGCUAAGGAUAGAGAUCUUGUGCUUGUAGAGGAAAAGCACUAUAAAACACUUGAGUCAAUUUCGAAUAAUCCUACAUUAGGAUUUCUUGAAGCCCAAGCUUCAAAACAAGGCUAUGACAUAAUGGAACAUAAUGAGCAUCAAAAUCUUUUGAAGUUAGCAUUUGAGCCAGAUUUAGAACAUCUUAAAUCACACGCAGACGCAUCAGAGCAUACAAUUGUAGCAAAGAAAGAUCAUGAAGAAUUAGACAAAUUAUCUCACAAUCCACCAAUUGAUCACAUAAAGAGCAAAGCGGUACUCCACGGUCAUCAAUUAAUUCCUAUCGAUGAUUACAAGAAGCUAGAUUUAUUGGCCAACGAGCCUCAUAUUGACCACCUCUCAGAAAAAGCGAAAUUGCUAGGUUACAAAACUAUUCAGAAUGAAGAAUUUGAUGACCUUUAUCUAUUGGCACAUAAGCCUUCUAUUAAUCAUAUUAAUUCAAAGGCUAAAGAUUCUGGAUAUGUGGCCACAAAAGUGAGCGACUACAACGAGUUGAAGAAGUUAGCAGAGGAACCACCUAUUCAACAUCUUAUUUCUAAAGCAGACAACUUAGGUUAUUCAGCAAUCAAGAAAGAAGAGCUUUCUGAUUUAAAGAAGUUAGCAGAGGAACCACCUAUUCAACAUCUUAUUUCUAAAGCAGACAACUUAGGUUAUUCAGCAAUCAAGAAAGAAGAGCUUUCUGAUUUAAAGACGUUAGCAGAGGAACCACCUAUUCAACAUCUUAUUUCUAAAGCAGACAACUUAGAUUAUUCAGCAAUCAAGAAAGAAGAGCUUUCUGAUUUAAAGACGUUAGCAGAGGAACCACCUAUUCAACAUCUUAUUUCUAAAGCAGACAACUUAGGUUAUUCAGCAAUCAAGAAAGAAGAGCUUUCUGAUUUAAAGACGUUAGCAGAGGAACCACCUAUUCAACAUCUUAUUUCUAAAGCAGACAACUUAGGUUAUUCAGCAAUCAAGAAAGAAGAGCUUUCUGAUUUAAAGAAGUUAGCAGAGGAACCACCUAUUCAACAUCUUAUUUCUAAAGCAGAAUCAAUUGGGUAUGUGGUAACUAAAGAAAAUAAAUUUAAGGAGUUAGAGAACAUUGCAAGUAAUCCAUCUAUUAAGUAUAUUAAAGAAAAGGCAGAUUUGUUAAACUAUGUAGUUUUACAUAAACCGGAACAUAAAAAGCUACGUCAAAAAAUCGAAAGCCCAACAAUUAAAGAAAUCGAAAAUAGCGCUGGUAAGAAGGGUUUGGUUGCAGUGGACAGCAAAGAAUUCACAACUUUGAAGAGCUUGGCUAAUGAGCCUACUGCUGAUCAUAUUAUUUCUAAAUCUAAUGCUGUCGGUUUAGUAUGUCUCACCGUUCUGGAUCAUAAAGAAUUAUCAGACUUUUUCCAUAGACCUACCAAAUUGCAACUUGAAGUUAAGGCGAAAGAAAUAGGUUUGAUUAUUUUGGAAGCUAAAGAAUACAACGAUAUGGUAGAACAGCUGAAAAAGCCAUCUCUUGAUUAUUUGAAGCAGAAAGCUGCCGAAAAUGGAUUAACUACUUUAACAAUUGAAGAACAUAACAAGUUGGAUGAAUUGGCUCAUAAACCUUCCAUUGAACAUGUAAAAUUAAAGUCUAGGGAUCUUGAUAUGACCAUAAUGUCUAUAAAAGAUCAUGAAAAAUUACAAAAAAUGGCGUACCACCCAACUUUAGAUGAUCUAACUGAAAAAACAAAGGAGUUGGGACUAACUAUUAUGCAGAAUACUGAUUAUGAGAUAUUAGUGAAAUCUUCAAAUAAUCCACUGGUUGACAGUAUAAAACAAAAGGCGUCUGCUAAUAAUUUGAGAGUUUUAGAUGAAUCCGAAUAUAAAGACUUACAGAACAGGGCAGAUAAGCCAUCUCUUGAAUGUAUUCAAUUGAGAGCUGAAGCUAUGGGAUGUACAAUUCUCAAGAAGGAAGAUCAUAAGAAAUUAGAGGCAUUGGCAAAUAAACCAACAAAAGAGCAAGUUUCAGAAUUAGCAUCCAAAUUGAAUUUGACAACCUUGAGUAAAUCUCAACACAAUGACCUCGUAAAUUUAGCCAAUAAUCCUAACAGUAAGCAUAUUGAUUUAUGUGCAAGAAAAUUAGGACUUGUCACCAUGAAGAAGGACCAGCAUGAUAAAUUAUUGCAACUUUGCAAUAACCCAAAUUCUGAAUUCAUCAAAGAAGCGGCUUCAAAGGCUGGAAUGAUUGCUAUCAAACAUGAUAAGCAUAAUACUUUGAUGGAGUUGGCGAACGACCCUUCUCUUUCUCAUAUUGAGAAGCUUGCAACAAAGAAGGGGCAUGUUGUUAUUGCUAAUGAAGACUUUAACAAGUUGGAAAAAUUAGCGAAUAAUCCAUCUGAGGAACGUAUAAAUACGCUAGCCAAGAAGAUAGGUUUCCUUUCGAUACCAGAACAGAAAUAUGGAGAAUUACUUAAUCCAAACAAGAAAAUGAUUGAAAAACAUGCCAGUAGUCAUGGUUUUGUGUUGUUAUCUAAACAAAAACAUGACGAAUAUAAUGAAACUAUAAGUAAUCCUAAAGAUUUCAUAUUGAAAAAUGCUCGAUCAUAUGGAUUAGUAGCUAUAUCAGACGAAAAGUAUAACGAGAUUUCAUUGAAAGCGAAUAAACCAAAUAAAAACCAUCUUAUUGAAAAGGCUUCUUUAGUCGGAAUGGUAGCUUUAACGAAGAAUCAACAUGAUCAGCUACUUUCUAAAAUAUGUGAGCCUCGAAAUAACUCAAGUGAUUUAGAUUUUGACACCAUUGUCAAGUCGGCCUCUCAUUCUGGCUACGAAUUAAUAAAGAAAGAAGAUUUGAUUGAAAUGCAAAGUCUGCUUGAAAAUCCAACUAUAAAGUUGUUAACAGAGCACGCUGAGAAGCAAAACCAUGUAAUACUUCCUAAACAACAGUUUAUUGAGAUGGAAAGAAGUAUUAAUUCGCCUUCUUUAGAAUUUCUUAUACAGCAUUCAAACAAGAAUGAACAUCGCUUAAUUCCAGAGUAUGAUUAUAAAGAUAUCAGAGAAAAGAUUGAUAACCCAAGUAUUGAUUUCAUAAGACAAAAAGGUGAAAGUAAGGAGCUAGUUAUUUUGAAUAAGGAUGAAUACAAAGACAUAAACAACCCAAGUCGUGAAAAAAUACUUGAGUAUGUUUCCAAAAUCGGACUUAUUGGUAUCGAAAAGUCCACAUAUGACAAUUUCCAAGAAACUAUUUCCUCGCCAUCGAUUUCAUUCUUAACAGAGAAGGCAUCAAACAACGGGUAUACUAUGAUACCUCAAGGUGAAUUUGAUGAAUUAAAUGAAAAAGUUUUAAACCCAUCAAAAGAUUAUUUACAAGACAAAACGAAAUCAAUCGGAUUUGUUUUAUUGAAUCAAAGCGAACAUGAUGACCUAGUUAGAUUAGCUCAUCAUCCGGAUGAAUCUCAUUUACAUUUAGUUGCGUCAUUAAUAGGAUUAACUGUGAUGGAAAGCAGUCAAUACGAUGCUUUGAAUUUACAAGUCACAAGUCCUACUCUUGAACAUGUUUCCGAAAAAGCCAUGUUACUUGAUCAUAUUGUUUUACCUAAAAAUGAACAUUCUUCAUUAUUGAAGAAUGCGAAUAAAUCUUUGAUUGACAGAGCAAAUGAGGAAAAUAUGAAAGUUAUUAGUAUUGAAGACUAUGGUUUGAUGGAAAAGAGUAUCGAUAACCCAAGUAUUGAACAUAUUACUAGAAAAGCUGAACAUUAUGGCUACACCGUAAUUCCUUCGUCAGAUUUGAGUAAAUUAUAUUAUGAUGCAGAGAAGCCUAUUCAUCAAAAGGCCGAAGAGCUUGGUAUGGUGGUACUUUCUGUCGAAGAAUUCAAUAAAUUGACAGAAGAAAUCGCAUCACCAUCUACUUCAUACUUGUCAGGAAAGGCAGAAGUAUUAGAUAUGGUGAUGAUAACCAACGAUGAAUACAGCAAGCUCAAAGAACAUUCUAAAAAGACAGUUCAUGAAAUUGCGAAAGAAUCAAGUAUGCUUGCUUUACCAAUGUCAGACUUAGAUGCAUUAUGGUGUCAUUUUGGUAUGAAUAUGAAGAUGGACGCGAAGGCGCUUGAAAAGGGUCAAACCGGUAUUUUCAAAGAAAACUUACAGAAAGUGAUCGAGAAAGUGGAGUCACCUUCGUUAGAACAUAUUACUGAAAAGUUGGAUAGGUAUGAUUAUGUGGCGGUGCCCCAAGAGAAAUAUGACAACUUAAUUUCGUCUUUCAAUGAACCAUUCGAAGUUAAAGCUAAAAGACAAAACAUAAAGCCGAUUUCAUCUGUUGAUUACAACAAACUAAUGGAACAGAUUGACAACCCUACGUUGGAGAGUCUUUCCGAGAAGCUGAAGAUCCACGACCACUUAGUUGUGCCUAAGAGUGAAUAUGAGACUUUGAAGAAGCAGGUCGAAACCCCUACGUUGGAGAGUCUUUCCGAGAAGCUGAAGAUCCACGACCACUUAGUUGUGCCUAAGAGUGAAUAUGAGACUUUGAAGAAGCAGGUCGAAACCCCUACGUUGGAGAGUCUUUCCGAGAAGCUGAAGAUCCACGACCACUUAGUUGUGCCUAAGAGUGAAUAUGAGACUUUGAAGAAGCAGGUCGAAACCCCUACGUUGGAGAGUCUUUCCGAGAAGCUGAAGAUCCACGACCACUUAGUUGUGCCUAAGAGUGAAUAUGAGACUUUGAAGAAGCAGGUCGAAACCCCUACGUUGGAGAGUCUUUCCGAGAAGCUGAAGAUCCACGACCACUUAGUUGUGCCUAAGAGUGAAUAUGAGACUUUGAAGAAGCAGGUCGAAACCCCUACGUUGGAGAGUCUUUCCGAGAAGCUGAAGAUCCACGACCACUUAGUUGUGCCUAAGAGUGAAUAUGAGAAGUUGAAUGAUGAAGCUGCCGAAUAUAAAAACAAUGUUUUAAACAAAACGAUCAUAGAGACAUCUAUGUACGAAGAUUUACGUGAUAAGGCUAACGAUCCAGGUUUAGAUCAUCUUAAAGAGAAAUCUCUAAAAUAUGAUCAUUCCCUAAUUUUGACUGGAGAAUUAGCUGAACUCAAAAGUGUAAUAGAUAGCCCUUCAUUGGAUCAUAUUAAAGAAAAGGCUGAAAAGCGAGAACAUAUUGUAAUAAGCCGCCCAGAAUUUAUAGACUUAGAGAGCAAAGCUAAUGAGUCAAUUAAGAACAGGGCCGAUAAAUUGUCAUUGAAGUUGAUUGGAGCAAAAGAUUUGGAGGAGUUACAAAAAGUUGCUUCUGAGUCUAUAGAAGAUAAGGCUGCUAAAGUACAAAUGAAGAUUAUUCCGAUUGACGAAUUUAAGAAUUUAGAGAAAAGUGCAAUUGAACCACUAACUCUGAAGGCCGAGGCUGCAAAUCUAAAGUUGCUAACAUUGGAAGAAUAUCAAAAACUUGAAUCACCUUCAUUAGACUAUAUCUUGGAAAAGGCAAACCUUCGUGGAUUCUCUAUUAUAGAUUCGAAGGAAUUAGAUGAGUUACGUAAGUCAAUGGAGGAGCCAUUGGAACUUAAAGCUGCAAGUAGAAAGCAACGAAUCAUAUCAAUCUCUGAAUUUGAUAAAUUGCAAGGAAAUAUAGCAAAUCCAUCAUUAGAAUACUUAAUGGAGAAGGCGUAUUCUCAAAGACAUAGAAUCGUUGAAGCAGAGAAGUAUGAUAGCUUGAAAUCUGUUGCGAAUAGAUCAUUGGAAGAGCAUGCAAAAGAAUCAGAUAAGAAAAUAAUUUGUCCGGAAGAAUAUAAUGACUUAUUAGUCAGAGCUAACAAGCCGUCAAUUGAAAGCAUCAAAAACAAUGCAUUGUUGAAUGGGUUAACAGUCUUAUCAAUUGAAGAAUACGAGCAAUUGCUGUCUGUAGCCAAUCAACCUUUCGAUGAAAAAGUUAAAUCUCUUGGUUUAGUAGCCAUUGACAAGGCUGAAUAUGAAAAUUUGAAAUCACAAAUGAACAAGCCUACUCCUGAAUUUCUUUCAGCAAAAGCACGAGAGUGUGGUCUACAUAUCAUGCCAAUUGAGGAAUUUGAAUCUAUCGAAAAGGCUAUUGAUGAUAAACUAAGAGACGUGUCAGACGCAGAGAUUAUUGAAAUGGCAGAAAAUCGUGGUUAUAGAGUAAGCUCUGGGGAGAUCUCUAUAGAGAAGGCUGCACCAGUUCCGGACUUGUAUAGCGGUAUCAGUAGAAGCGAUCUGACUGGAGACUUUGAUGCAGAUGAGUUGACUAAAAAGGCAGCAAAUAUUGAUAUGGUUGUGAUCUCCAAACAAGAAUAUGAAGAGCUUUCAAACCCAAGAUUGUGCGAACAACGCUUGCGAGACCAGGCGAAAGAGUUAUCUCUCACAUUAGUACCAGAGGUUGAUAUAUUGAAGAUGAAGCAAAGCAUUGCAGAAAAAGAUUUCCAAAUAUUUAAUUUGGGUAGAAAUUCAGAGUCAGAUUUUAGUAAAGAAGCAUUAAUUAACAAGCUGUCAGAAAUUGAUAUGGUUUUAUUAGAAAAGAAAGAUUAUCAUGAAUUGAAAUCGCUUGCCAAUAUCGGUAAAAAUCCUCCUCCGAUAAAUUUGUCGGUGGCUGAGCUUACUUCAGUGGCUUCCGAAUUAGGGUUAUCAGUUAUUACAGAAGACGAUUUUGCCAAGUAUGAAAAGUUAUCGAGAGUAGUAGAAGAUAAGGAUAAGUUGACUGAAGUUGGUAGAAAAUUAGGACUUUUAUGUGUACCGAAAUCUGCCUUUGUUGCAACUACAGUUUCAAGGACUGCUGAUGUGAACAAGGUGACAGUGAUACCGACGACUUAUUAUAACAAAUUAACAAGAAACGAUUCUUUGUGCAUUGAAAAAGUUUCCGAUGAAACUUUCAAGAAGUAUGCAGAGAAACGUGGAUAUACUCAUACGGAUACUUUACAGGCUGUUCCAAAAUCAAACAGUGGAAGUCCUGAAAUGAAUUUAGUCUCAAAAUUUUCGCAACCACCACCAGGAGGAAACAUAAAGAGUCCUCCAUCAUUUGGGUCAACCGGUUCGUACCAUAAGCAAAUGAACACCUUAACCGCAUCCAAUUCAAUCAGAUCCAAUUUGUCACAUUAUUCCAAUGUCAACAGUAUUAGUGAUUCACUUCACACUACUGGUGUUCUCUCAAUGGCAACAAACGUUUCAUUAACUGAUAAAUCUAUGAUACCGGCAAUUACACAAGUUGUUAUUGGAGAAUAUUUAUUCAAGUACUAUCGCCGUUUAGGCCCAUUGAGCUCAAUUUCAGAGAGUCGUCAUGAAAGAUAUUUCUGGGUUCAUCCAUAUUCGUUAACACUUUACUGGUCGUCAUCGAAUCCUGUACUUACCAACCCGGCUGAACUUAAAACUCGAGCAGCUGCGAUCAUUGGUGUUCAAAGCGUUGAAGACAAUAAUCCUUUGCCAACAGGUUUAUACCAUAAAAGUAUUAUUGUUCAUUCCCAGAAUAGAUCAAUUAAAAUAACAUGUGCUACAAGACAACGCCAUAAUAUAUGGUAUAAUGCUUUGCGUUAUUUAAUUAACAGAAAUGUUGACGAUUUGACCUUUGAUAAUGAUCAUUUUGAAGAGGGUGAUAAAUCGGGAAAUAAUAAGGAUGGUCUCUACGAUAUUGGUGAUCGUCAUGCUCUUCCUAGACCAAGGAUAUCGUCCACCCCUCCUAAUAUACUAAGAAGUCCAUCAUCGGGUAAAAUAGGGCGGUUUCAUUCAUUAAGAAAUUAA